Messenger RNA from Cuscuta europaea, 2590 nucleotides. The record is from the annotation of a GenBank genome assembly. Lineage: Eukaryota; Viridiplantae; Streptophyta; Magnoliopsida; Solanales; Convolvulaceae.
GUUUAUGGAAUCAAAUAAGUUGUGGACCUCUUUCCACACUUAUUUGUUGAAUGAGACAAAGGUAGGAUUAUUCCUACUCCCUCCCCUACCAUUAGCUCGACCAAACACCCAAAGAAAGAAAAGGAAGCCCUUACGAUUCAUCUCCAUAGCUAAAAGCUUGAGCUCAAUCAAUAAGGAAAUCCAAGGAAGAAUAAAGAGUGGAGAAAGUGAAGAAAAAAACAUACAAUCGUUGUGCAAUACGGGGAUGGUGGAUUGGUGGACAGGGUAUGGAGUCGGCCGCCGCUCAAGUGGGAUUUGGAGACAAAAUCCGGCCUAAGACCGGUCCAAGGUAAGGCUGGUAGCGCCUGACAACGAAGAUGGAGGGAUGGACCGACCUUUUCCGGCCACCGAUUGGAGAGGGAACCGACUGUGGUGCAGCGAAAUAGAGGGGGUAUUGAUCCCAACAACUGCUGCAAACGAUCUAUUCUUCAAUCGCACGAUGACUCUAAACUCCACAACCGUAGAUUAGUUGAGGACCGUGUUUUCAAAUGGGGGUCGCAGCCUCAAAUGCGCAGAGGUAACCACUCGUCUUUAGCAAAGGACUUCAACACUUUCUCAAAUUGGGACUUGAAGGGUAAAAAUCAGAACAUACAUUUUGCUAGGGGUAAGCAAAGGGACUCCAGGGAUAGACACCGAAAGGGAUUACUACGGGGAUUUGAUAAUUUUCAUUCAAGCUUUAGGAAGAUGAUUAGAACCAGGUUCAUAAUUCAUAAACAUGCGCUUGAUUCAGCUACUGAGUUUGACAUUUCUAUUGAAAAGAAUUUCUUUUUAAGUGCUUUGACAAAUCUGUCCGUAUUUCCGAGAUCAAAUAUGGUUUUAUUUUUUCAAUUGUGUUUGAUCAGGAUAAUUUACUAUGGUUGAGAGAUUCCAUUCUAAAAAUUUCUUUGGAUCGUUGAGUGAAUUCAAGAUUUGAGUUGGGCAACUUUAUUAUCAUCUUCGAUUCAAAUUAUUAUGGUGGUUUUAUCCGGAUCAUUAACAAAGGAAUUGGCUCUAUUUUUGUUCCUGAAGGAAGAUAUGGAUUAGGCUUUAGGGACUUCUUGGUUGGACUAUUCAGAGCCAUUAAUUUGUAGACGCGGUUUGCUGAGCCAUUGUUAUUGUGUCAUCACAUAGAAUUUGUACCGAAGUUGUUGGUGGAUCUUGAUAGGGUUGAUAACAACAAUGAUUUUUCAAUCUCUGGGGCUCUUUUUCAAGCUGAUAUUGAGGGGUUUUCUCCUUCGACAAUCUCUAUGUUGCCUGAUAUGAAUUCUUCUUCUCAUGAAUCUGAGGGAACUAAAUACUUGCUCAAAAAAGAAUGUUAAAGAAGUAGAAAAUGUUUAUCUUUCCAAGAGAAACGCAAUUGGUAAGAACUCUAGGACAACUAUUAUUACUUAUCCUUCUCUCCAAGAUCUUAUCACUCAAUUCAAGGCGGAUAAGAUGAUUUUAGACAAAAAGAUGAAAUCUGAGUCACGGUUUCUUCAUCUAUUUCUACAGCGACUUCUCCAAUUUUGGUUGAUUAGAAUGAUUUAAUUGAGGUCACUGAAGAUGUUUCUUUCACUCCAGUUAUUUCUCGACGUAAUAAGAAAAAACUUGCUAUUCAGGCAUCCUCCAUGCAAACUAGAGCACAAUCGCGCUUGAAAGCUUAAUCUUUAGCCUAGCUUGCUUUCCUUAGUGUAAUCUUCUUAUAACUUAUUUUCCUUAGCUUUAAUUUUUACUAAUAACUUUUUGUCUAUGCAAGUUUCUUUCAAUUUUAUUAAUAAAUUUGGUAAGUGUUCCCCGGCAUUUACCCCACUCUUAAGUGGUUUACCAUCCGGGAAAAAAAAAUACAAAAAAAGUGGAGAAAGUGAAGAAAAUUUUAAAAAAAUCAAGGGAAUGAAUUGAUUAGUAUUUUUCUUCCUUCAUUUAAUCUCAUAUGAUUUUAUAAAUCAUAUGAUAGACCCAUAAGCUUGUUCUACACUCCUAUAGGUGUAGAAUGAGGGGUUGGAAGGAUAGUUUUAACUAUGAACGGAGUUAUGACCAGAGUAAGACUGGUUCACCGGAAGACACCUUCUCGGAGGGUUUUGAUAUUUAUAUCGCUUUUGGUUUAUGAAACAUUGUUAGGAAUUUAACCAAGGUAUUCUAGACUUCGAAGGAAGCUAGAAGUCACCGGAAAAGUCGCCGGAGCCGCCGGAGUUUUCGCCGGAAAAUCCCAAAAGUCACCGGAGUUCAAACGAGGAGGAUAAAAGCUCGCUAACGUCAUUUCAAUGUUGAAGUUAGAGCUUACUUCCUGCACCCGUUGUUCGGGAGAUCGAUGGAGAGAAGACGUGGUUCAUGCUUCCUCCGGUUCUAUUUCUAAAUAAUUAAAUAAUGCUCAUGGAACUAUUUUUGACAUAUAAAUUAAUGGAGCCUGCGAGCUCUUGUUUUACCCUUGUGUGGGUUCUUAUUAAACACUUAUAUUCCGCUAUGUGUUUUGAUAGAGUAUAUAUCUAGAGAGAAGUGAGAGCUAGAGAGAGAAGUGCAAGUAAAUGCUUCAAUAGAAUGAUUUUGUAACCCCUUCAACUACCUCCAGAGGAAGUAUUUAUAGGAAAAAUACGGG